Stegastes partitus (bicolor damselfish) is the source of this 2181-nucleotide messenger RNA. RefSeq names its product sodium/potassium/calcium exchanger 1-like. Gene Ontology annotation, cellular component: plasma membrane. The record is from RefSeq and is a predicted model, not a curated record. NCBI's taxonomy places the organism in Eukaryota, Metazoa, Chordata, Actinopteri, Pomacentridae. Gene Ontology annotation, biological process: intracellular calcium ion homeostasis; calcium ion transmembrane transport; long-term synaptic depression. The transcript is spliced from 8 exons. Gene Ontology annotation, molecular function: calcium channel activity; calcium, potassium:sodium antiporter activity. Bases 1 to 2181 code for a protein of 726 amino acids.
AUGAAGGUGCACUCGCCUCCGAGGAGGAGACUCAGGCGCAGCCGCGUCCUCUUCUUCGUCUCAGGUGUGCUGCUGUGUUUCGUCUACACGCUGACUCUGAAGGCCCGGCUGUCGGAGCCCCGAGCCUCCGCCCGGGCAGAUGACGGAGCAGAGGGGGGCGGUGGUGAUGUGGUGGAGGUCCAUGUUCGAGAGGUGAUGGCGUCCAAUGAGACGGAGGAGGUGGUCGUCUCACCUGAGGGCACCAAACCUCCUCUGGUGAUCAUCGUCAACAGGACAGAUAUAGAACAGUGUAUCUAUGUAGAUCCUCAGCCUCCCAAACCGACCUCACCUCCUCCUCCACCUCUGACCACUGCAGCUCCAUCUCCUCCCCCACCGCAGCCCCCUCACAGGAAGGGCGAGUACCCCGAGGACAUCUUCUCAGUGGAGCAGCGGCGACAAGGCUGGGUGGUCCUGCACAUCCUGGGCAUGACCUACAUGUUUGUCGCCCUGGCCAUCGUCUGCGAUGAGUUCUUCGUCCCUGGGCUGGAGGUCAUCACCAACAAGCUGCAGAUCUCCGAUGACGUGGCCGGGGCGACCUUCAUGGCGGCCGGAGGCUCAGCCCCCGAGCUCUUCACCUCCCUGAUCGGCGUCUUCAUCUCCCACAGCAACGUGGGCAUCGGCACCAUCGUGGGCUCGGCCGUCUUCAACAUCCUCUUUGUGAUUGGCAUGUGCGCCAUCUUCUCCCGGGAGAUGCUGCACCUCACCUGGUGGCCCCUCUUCAGAGACGUGACCUUCUACAUCCUGGACCUCAUCAUGCUCAUCGUCUUCUUCCUGGACAACAUGAUCCUGUGGUGGGAGAGCAUGCUGCUGGUGCUAGGCUACAUCAGCUACGUGAGCUUCAUGAAGUUCAACAGUCAGAUCGAGCAUGCGGUCAAGACCCAGGUCAACAAGCACAUGAGUAUCGUGAAGGUUUGGACCGCAGAGGAGCCGGAGAAGGAGAGUGAAGCUCCUCCACCUCCUCCACCUCCUCCUCCUCCUGCUCCUGCUGCUGCUGCUCCUCCAGCUGAUCCUCCAAAACCUGAAGAGAAAUCCAAACCAGAACCGGCACCACCUCCCAGCAGCCCUCAGUCCAGCAAACUGCUGCCGGAUCCACAAGAGGACAAAGCAAGACUGAGGGUUCGUCCCGUCCUGCAGCGAGGCGGCAGCACGGCGUCCCUCCACAACACCUCUCUGAGGAGCACCAUCUUCCAGCUGAUGAUCCACACACUGGACCCUCUGGGAGAAGACGCUGAUCCCAAGCCAAAGUCUGAGCAGCCUUCUGCCGCCGGAGCAGCAGGUGGCGCUGCAGCCGAACCGUCCACCUCUCAGCCCGCCAAGACCGAAGAGGCUCAGAAGACGACAGAACAGCCGGAAGAAACAAAGGCGGAAGCAGCUCCAGCUGGAGGAUCAGAGGGAUCAGACGGCGGCGGCGACGAGGACGACAGCGGCGGCGAGGAGAGCGGCGAGUCCAGCGAGAGCGAAGACGAUGAAGAAGAUGAUGGCGAUGAAGACGGAGACAAAGAGGAAGACAAGGAGGAAGAGAACGAGCCGCUGUCCCUGGAGUGGCCCGAGACCAGGAGGAAACAGGCCACCUACCUGUUCCUGCUGCCCAUCGUGUUCCCGCUGUGGCUCACGCUGCCCGACGUCCGCAACCUGGCGUCCAGGAGAUAUUUUGCGAUCACGUUCAUCGGCUCCAUCCUGUGGAUCGGAGUGUUCUCCUACCUGAUGGUGUGGUGGGCUCAUCAGGUGGGCGAGACGGUCGGGAUCUCCGAGGAGAUCAUGGGUCUGACCAUCCUGGCGGCUGGAACCUCCAUCCCCGACCUGAUCACCAGCGUGAUCGUGGCCCGGAAAGGUCUGGGGGACAUGGCCGUGUCCAGUUCAGUGGGCAGCAACAUCUUCGACAUCACUGUGGGCCUGCCGGUGCCGUGGCUCAUGUACACUCUGAUCCACAACGGCGACCCGGUGACCGUCAGCUCCAACGGGCUGUUCUGCGCCAUCGUGCUGCUCUUCCUCAUGCUCCUCUUCGUCAUCAUCUCCAUCGCCGCCUGCCGCUGGAAGAUGAGCCGGAUGCUGGGCCUCACCAUGUUCGUACUGUACUUCGUGUUCCUCGUCCUCAGCGUGCUGCUGGAGGAUCGCGUCCUCAUCUGCCCCGUGUCCAUCUGA